ACUUGCUGGCUGGAUAAUCACAGAGACUGACUGUGAAGUCGUGGCCUCAGCUCUGAAGUCUGACCCCUCCCAUCUGAGAGAUCUGGAGCUGAGUCACAUCCCUCUGCAGGAUUCAGGAGUGGAGCGUCUGAUUUCUGGACUAAAGAGUCCAAACUGCAGACUGGAGGCUCUCAGACUGAGGGGCUGCAGGUUGUCAGAGAUCAGCUGUUCUGCUCUGAUCUCAGCUCUGAAGUCCAACAUCCAUCUGAGAGAUCUGGACCUGAGUGAGAACGCUCUGCAGGAUUCAGAUGUGGAGCUGCUGAGAGAUCUUCUGGAGAGUCCAGACUGCAGACUGGAGACUCUCAGUCUGAGGAGCUGCAGUUUGUCAGAGAUCAGCUGUUCUGCUCUGGCCUCAGCUCUGAAGUCCAACAUCCAUCUGAGAGAUCUGGACCUGAGAGAGAACGCUCUGCAGGAUUCAGGAGUGGAGCUGCUGAGAGAUCUUCUGGAGAGUCCAGACUGCAGACUGGAGACCCUCAGGAUCAGAGAUGAUGAGACGAUCAGAGCCAAGAUCCAGAAGACCUGAACUCCCAUCCCCCGAGUCCUGCGGCAGGAAGCGCUCCUUCUCUCCAAGAACUCCUGGACCCUGCAAGCUGGUCCAGAACCAGAGUCCCAGUGAGGAGUCCAGCCAGUCGACCUCUCAGAGUUCAACUAAACUACAACAUUAUUAAAGAUCAUGUUUAAAGUUAAAAAAGGAUGCUUUCAGACUGAAUCCAGAAGUUUCUCCAGCUGCAGUCAAAGCAGAUCAUUUGAGGAAUAUAUAAAACAAUUAUAAAACUGUAAUAAGAAUUACUCUGAAUACUUUCUUUGGACAUUUUAUUUACAUUUAUUUUAAUCAAAUGCUUCUGACUUUCUAUCAGAGUGCUUUUCUCCUGAAUCAACGACUUAACUCUUCUUUCUUUUCUUGUGUAUUUCAUAAACAGGAUGUUGUUGUUUGUCCUUAUAUCCUGAUUGCUGAGUCAGCAGUACAGCAGCCAGGCGGUAACGGUCAGCUGGCAUGUGUAUCUGUUCAUUGGCUCAUAUGUAGCAUGUUUAAUGGCAGUGUUUUGAAAAUGGCUGCCAGGUGGAUAUGUCAGAUCUCUGUGUGUUACUCAGAGAGCCGUGUGCAGGGUUUUAGAAAGUGCAGAGUUGAAUUGCAGAUUGUGUGCAGAGCUGAAAAUGUGUUUAGAGUUCUGUUUGAUUGAAUCCAGCCAGUGUUGCCGCAGCAAAGCAUAAGGGCUCAGAGCUCAGACCUAUUGUGUUCACAUUAUAUACGCUUCCUUUAGGCAAUAAGGAAUCACUCUGGACAUUUUCAUUGUUAUGCGGAUGAUACUCAAUUAUACACAAUAUAGACAAAAGUAUUGGACCACCUGCACAUUAGAGAGAUACCGCAGGUCCUUCCUUCCUGCAGCGGUCAGACUAUAUAACCACCACGACCCCUAGUAGACCCCCCACACAACAACACAGACUAUAACACCCCUUGUUGUUAAAUACCAACUAUGUGCAAUAUAUACAUAUAUAUAUAUGCCGUUAAAACUAUGCAAUAUAUACCUGGCUGUUAAAUCCUCAGAACUGGUACAGCAUGUGUAUUUUGUAAAAUGUGUAACUUUUUUUAAAUUAUAAUUUCUUGUUUUAAUCUUUAAUACUUUGUUGUCUGCAUGCUUUAGGGAACAUGAAGCUGUCUCUGGCUCUUUCUGCUGUAACAAUGUACAUCUCUCCUCUGGGACUAAUAAAGGGAUUCUGAUUCUGAUCACACCUACAGGAGCUUUCAGGACAUCCCAUUCCAAACUCUUAGGCUUUCAUUUGAACUUGGUCCCCCUUUGCAGCUAUAACAGCUUCCACUCUUCUGGGAAGGCUUUCUACAGAUCUUGGAGUGUGUCUGUGGGAAGCCCUUUCAUCCAGAAGAGCAUUAGUGAGGUCAGACACUGGUGUUGGACGAGAGGCUGGCUCUCCGUUCUAGUUCAUCCCAAAGGUGUUCAGUGGGUUGAGGUCAAGUUCUUCCACACCAAACUCAUCCACCCAGGCCUUGAUGGAGCUGCUUUGUGGGGCUCAGUCAUGCUGGAACAGAAAGCUUCUCCCUCCCAAACUGUUUCCUGGCUGUUUUCCACCAGAUUGAGACUUGAGUUUCUUGGUGUUUUUCACAACAAAUAAAAAUGCUCAAAAACUAAAAA
This is a messenger RNA of Gymnodraco acuticeps, 2186 nucleotides long. RefSeq names its product ribonuclease inhibitor-like. Gene Ontology annotation, molecular function: protein binding. Lineage: Eukaryota; Metazoa; Chordata; Actinopteri; Perciformes; Bathydraconidae. The annotation marks the transcript as partial. The record is from RefSeq and is a predicted model, not a curated record. The transcript has 5 exons.